Carcharodon carcharias (great white shark) is the source of this 5154-nucleotide messenger RNA. It is a transcript of the gene lhx6a, whose product is annotated as LIM homeobox 6a. The record is from RefSeq and is a predicted model, not a curated record. The transcript has 9 exons. NCBI's taxonomy places the organism in Eukaryota, Metazoa, Chordata, Chondrichthyes, Lamniformes, Lamnidae. Gene Ontology annotation, molecular function: DNA-binding transcription factor activity, RNA polymerase II-specific; RNA polymerase II transcription regulatory region sequence-specific DNA binding. Gene Ontology annotation, biological process: regulation of transcription by RNA polymerase II; neuron differentiation; forebrain neuron development. The coding region runs from base 217 to 1344 and encodes 375 amino acids. Gene Ontology annotation, cellular component: nucleus.
UGAUGCUGUCUCACCGUGCGGUGCUCGCCAAACACACCGGCUGACUUUGGAACUGUCCACGGAUGGAUUUUACACGUUUACCUCGCGAAGGGCCAAGGGGAGAGUGAACGGGAGCAGAAAAGGAGGGAACCUUCUGAUCGGCACUGAGAGAGAGAGAGCUCCCGAGCAGUUUCCUGGGUGUUGCGGAACCAGUUCCUUUAAGACUCGACCAUCCCCAUGUACUGGAAAAGUGAAACUCUGGCUCCUCUGCCAGAGGGGAACAAGGUUCUAUCUGAAGGAAUCCCCGCCGAAAAGGUAAUGUCACAGGACAGUCAGCAUAAACAAGGCACCUCGCGCUGUGUGGAAAACAACAUUUCUCAGAUCAUGUCUCACUCUGAUGGGGACACGUUGGGAACUAACAUGGAGAAGGAUGAGAUCCGAUCUUCCCCCAGUCCUCCAUCUACUCCCUCUAUUUCAUCUCCGCCUUCAUCCUCUUACUCCAUCACCUCUGCCGACAAAAACAUCUGUGCCAGCUGUGGCUUAGAAAUCCUAGAUAAAUAUCUGUUAAAGGUGAAUAACCUGAUCUGGCACGUUCGUUGUUUGGUAUGUUCAGUCUGCAGGACCUCCCUACGCAGACAUACCAGCUGUUACAUUAAAAACAAAGAAAUUUUCUGCAAAGUGGAUUAUUUCAGCCGGUUUGGCACAAAGUGCGCCCGCUGUGGCAGGCAGAUCUACGCCAGUGACUGGGUACGGAGAGCACGGGGUAAUGCCUACCAUCUGGCAUGCUUUGCUUGUUUCUCCUGUAAGAGGCAGCUCUCCACAGGGGAGGAGUUUGGGCUGGUUGAAGAAAAAGUGCUGUGUAGGAUCCACUAUGACACCAUGUUGGAAAACCUCAAGCAAGCAGCAGAGAAUGGUAACGGGCUGACAUUGGAGGGAGCUGUACCUUCAGACCAAGACAGUCAUCCUAAGCCAGCAAAGAGAGCACGGACAUCAUUCACUGCAGAGCAAUUACAGGUGAUGCAGGCACAGUUUGCACAAGACAAUAACCCUGACGCACAAACACUUCAGAAGCUUGCGGACAUGACUGGGUUGAGCAGACGUGUUAUCCAGGUCUGGUUUCAAAACUGCAGAGCACGGCACAAAAAGCAUACUCCACAACAUGCAGUAGGUCAGCCAGGUCCCCCUCGGUCACGCCUUCCUCCAUCCCUACCAGAGGACAUUCAUUACCAAGCUUUCAGUCACCAUGAGCGGACCAGGAUGGUGGCUCUUCAUGGUUAUGUGGAAAGUCAUCCAUUUUCAGUGUUGACAACACAGCCCAUUCCACACCAAGCUUUGGCUCUGCCACAAUUGCCAAUCAGCCGUUGAUCCCUCUGCCAGAAAAGGUCUUUGAAGAACAGAUGCCAUUUAUGGAUCGUGUGACAAGCAAAACUUAAAUUCAUAAACCCCGCUUGUGGACGUUCUCAGUAAUGUAUUAAGAUGCUAGGACCUGUCUACAUGCUGUUCACAUGGCUUGGUUUUCAAAUUGUACUGAAUCCAGUUCAUUAUAUAAGGAAACAAGAACAGAAAAUGCUGGAAAUACUCAGCAGGCAGCAGCUUUGGAGAGAACAGACGAGUUAACUGUUCAGGUGUGCACCCUUUGCCAAACCUGAUUUCCAGCAUCUGCAGUAUUUUCCUCUUAAUUCAUUACCUAAAGAACAUGCUCACUUAAUCCAAAGGCUGGACCUUUUUGGUCCUUGUCAGGAUAAGGACCGAUCUCAGUGAUAAAACAAUGUUUUUCCCAUUUUGUUUCUAGUAACAGUAUUAAGGUUUUUCUGUACCAGAGUUUGGUAAAGCAGCUGCUGCAUCAAAUCACCUCUAGCAUUGUAUCAGUAAUAAUUGGCCUGAGGUGAGAAGACUCUGAACUUUGUUUAGCUUCUUUGACUUAGUCUUUUUUUUUAUUGACAAUGCAGCAUGAAGGAGUGUUAUGCAUUGUGACUCAUGCCUCCCAGUACUGCAACAACUGGUCACCUUUAAAAAUUCUGGUCUAGUAUCACACACGUAGACUCAAUGUGGAUGGUUUACUUGUAGUGCAUUUGUUGAAUUGGUACUUUUUGGUUCCUACAAUCUCAUGGCACAAUGAUAGCUUCCUUCAGCCCAGCAACAGAGUCAUGGACUCUACUCCACAUUGGAAAAUACAUAACUCCAUCACUCUUGUCAUGGGCCUUUUUUUCAAAACCACUUGCUAAUGAAAACAUUCCCACCUAUUUUCUGUUAUUCCACCACUUGCACAUCAGACAGUUCACACGAACACUGAAUUUACUCACUGCCCUAAGAAUGCAUCAUCUCACAGCAACAGUCAUGGUUCACAUUGAAUACCCUACACAAUAACGCAAUUUUGUUGACUUCAUUUUUCAAGCAUAAUUUAACUAAACUGUUAAACUGUAUGACGGUGUUUUAAACAAGAUAUAUAUAUAUAUAUAUAUAUAAUGGGACUUGCUGGUUCACAGAAAUAUAAACCAGCAGAGAAAUCAGGCCCUCAACACUCAUUCUUCCUUUGGGCUCAUGAAUUAGACACUAAUGGCUCUAAGUGGUUUAUGGUGGUUUAAUUUUAGUAAACUACAAACUUCAGCAUAUUACCCAUUAGAUUCUAGUUACAACCAAUAAUGUUCAGUUCAGCUCAAUUGAAAUAGUUAUUUAAAAUUUGAAAUAAGGAACUCAUCAAAACUAAUCUUCCUCACCUAUCCUACUGCAUUUGAACAUGGCUGAAUGAUUGGGUCGCAGAUCAGCCAUGCUAAAGCCACUGGCUGUAACUUGUUGUAUAAUAUUUUGUUUAUGUGGCAUGAAUUAAUGAUGUCUCACCAGAAAAGGAAGCCUAAAUUAACUGUUUCCAUUUGUUCAAGUAACAAUGAAAGGAAUAAGAUGUAGAAGGUCCCAUGUGAGAAGUGUGAAGCUUUAGGGUGAGUCAGACUGGGUUGUCUGUCGUGUAUAUAGAGUUGUUGCCUUUGUGGCACCGUGCGAGCAAUAGGAACACUUGUUGGGGCUGUCCUCCUGGUUUAGUUAGUAAAUGCACCACCCUUUGAUGCUAGGAUAAACAGACCAAAGGCUUCUAGGUUUGAUUCCUAAUCUGCACUGUUUGGUGCUCUUAGCCAGAGUAGCGAUAGGACCGCAGCAAUUUUCUUCAGCUGGCCUGAGCUAGGGAGGGUGCAAAUCUGCAAAGGAUCCUGCUCCAGAUUGCUACCUUGUGGGCCGUGCUGGGCAAGUGUGCACAUGUGGAAAGGAAACUCACAAUGCCAGCUUGCCUGCACUGGGCAUUCUUCCCAGAGUCACACAACAAAAAUGGUCACUCAGGUGAGCUUCUGUCACUUAUGGGGACCAUAUCCCUUUAAGAGUUGAGGCUUUUGAGUGGAAAAAAGAAAUAGGAAUAUAAAUUGGUAGAAAACUGAAGCACUUAUAGAGUUAAUAUGAUUUUUCUCGAUUGGGGGAAACAAAUUAAUAUUGUUUGCCAACUCUCCAUGAGGCACGUGGACCUAUGUUAGCAUGAAAAGUACAUGAGAAAUGGCCAGAGGCCACAACAGAAUAUCUGCUGCAAAUUUUAGUUAAAGUAAACAAUUCUUACCCAGGUUAUCAAUAUUCUGCCGUUCCAUUCAGCUGAGAAAUCAAUCCUAUUUGUUUUUAAAUGCAGCUCGCUGUGCUAACAUAGUCACUAGUAUAGCCAUAACUUGCCAGAUCUUGGGACCUGCAGGCUGGUGAUAUUAAACAAGAGUGACAGAAAUAAACUAAUGAAUUAAAAGAUGAGAUUUACAUUUUUAAAAAACGCUAAAAGCUUAUUUUAUACCUCACCAAAAAGGGGGAGUCAUUCUGUUUUUUUUUAAUUCAUUCAUAGGAUGUGGGCGUCACUGGCUAGGCCAGCAUUUAUUACCCAUCCCUAGUUGCCCUUGAGAAGGUGGUGGUGAGCUGUCUUCUUGAACCGCUGCAGUCUCUGUAGUGUAGGUACACCCACACUAAGGUACGUACGUACACAAAUUGGGUUUCAUUGGCUUCGGUGUAACUGCUGCAGUGUAGAAAAGCAGAGUCUCACCCUAGCAAGGUUUCGAGGUGUGGCCUAUCGUCUUUCCUUUCAAUGGAUUGCUCGCGCUGAAAUCGGCAGCUUGAAUGCCUAAGGAGAACAUCGUAACCUCAAAUUACACCAUUUACUCUUUUUACAAACCUUUACAGCAGGCCAGAAGGUUGAAAUGGGAGACAGCUGUCUGUUUAAGUUUCAAGGAUCAUAUAUUGUUAUAUUUGCCAAGUUUUCAGAUUACGGACUUGUGUCACCGUCAACAAAAAUCAAACUGCCUCAUUCCUGGACUUUAAAAUAGGCUAGAGUUUUGCUGGCAUACUAGCAUAACAUCUAUCUAUUGUUUAUUUGACCAGUAACAGAGCCAUUGUGAGCAUAUAUACAGUAGAAGAGGAGAUGCUUUACUGUUCUUCACUGGGAUAACAGUUGUGUGGCUGGCUGGGAAAAAGGCUCACAUAUCCAUUUUUAGCCCCAAAGGUUCUGUUUUAUCUAAUGUACUUGGAUUUGUAGGUCAUCCUGUGUUUUAACUGGUAGCAGUGACUAAGAGGAUGCAGAGUUGCUGUCAUGUCUGGCUGACUGAAGUGGUGAGGAAAUAAUAAGAGCUAUGGAAUUAGCUAAAUACUUCAUCAGCAUUUUACACAUUUUACCAUAAAGGAAAUGAAGUUGUGUAGAUUUCAUUGUUUAUAGCACAAUGGAUUUAGAAGCAAUUCUAGCAAGCAAUGCAUUAGCAAUUGCACAGAAUUAACCACAGAACAUUGGCUGAAUCAUCAUACCUCAUACAGACAGGUUUUACUGUUCAUUCUGUAUCUAAUGAAAAUGUAAAGGUUUACAAGAACCAUCCAGGCCAGAGCAAAGAAGCACAAUGACCACAUUAUUUUGUUUUGGUGAAAAAAGAAAUUGUUUACUUCUUUCCAAGCAUACUGUCUUUGUAUGUACGACUUUGUAACCUGUAAAAGGAGGUUUCACUCUAGUUCACGGAUUAUGCUGAAACAUAAACUCAUGUCUUGUCAUAUGUGUUCUUGUACAUAGAUGUUUAAAGCGUUUUUAAUCCAAAUGUAAAUUGUUUGUUUUAGCAUGUGAUGAUUCAACAUGUCUUGGCUUACAACAAUUACCAUUACAAAAAUGGAUGCUACUUUUAA